Messenger RNA from Lethenteron reissneri (Far Eastern brook lamprey), 779 nucleotides. RefSeq names its product von Willebrand factor A domain-containing protein 5A-like. The record is from RefSeq and is a predicted model, not a curated record. NCBI's taxonomy places the organism in Eukaryota, Metazoa, Chordata, Hyperoartia, Petromyzontiformes, Petromyzontidae.
GUUGAGCAGCUGGCAUUACGUGUGGCCUCGUCGCUUGUCACAGAAGAGUCACAUCGCAGCUCAGUGGGGCCUCAUCUGGUCACAAUUGAGAAUCUCCAUCUGCAAUCAUGCAUCGUGGACUCAUCUUCGUUCAUGAGUACCAAGAGAAAGCGGUGCCGCUGAAGGCCAUAUCGGUGGAGGUGAGCGUGCAGGGCUUCGUGGCCUCCGUGCGUGCCACGCUCAGCUACCUCAACGCUGAGGCUUUUCCCGUGGAGGCCUCCUUUCUGUUCCCGCUGGACGACGACUCGGCGGUGCACGCGUUCAGCGCCAGCCUCAACGGGCGCCACAUCGACGCCGUCAUUAAGGAAAAGGAGAAGGCCAAGGAGGAGUACGACGAUGCGCUGAGCUCCGGCCACACGGCCUUCCUGCUCUCCGAGGACCGGGGCGACGUGUUCCAAUGCAUGCUGGGCAACCUGGGGGCGGGCGAGGGGGCGGAGCUGCGGGUGGAGUUUGUGAGCGAGUUGGCGGUGGAGCCGGACGGAGCGGUGAGAUUCUGCCUGCCUACGGUUCUCAACCCUCGCUACACGCCGCCAGGCGCAUCAUCAUUAGCGGACUCCGCUCUUCGCUCCGUGCCGUUUGUGAGCUGCUCCCAGCCGCUGCCCUACUCAAUGGACUUUCGUCUCCGUGCCGAGGCUCCCGGAGGCAUAGCUGCCGUCACCUCGGCCUGUGACCUUGGGCCGGUCUCCUAUUCGGGCCCCGACAACUCUGUGGCUCAGCUUCCAGUUCGAUCUCCUCCUUGA